Molecule: messenger RNA, 3708 nt
Organism: Thamnophis elegans (Western terrestrial garter snake)
Lineage: Eukaryota; Metazoa; Chordata; Lepidosauria; Squamata; Natricidae
Gene: FOXK1
Product: forkhead box K1
Exons: 9
Coding region: 148-2229 (693 amino acids)
Biological process (GO): regulation of transcription by RNA polymerase II
Molecular function (GO): RNA polymerase II cis-regulatory region sequence-specific DNA binding; DNA-binding transcription factor activity, RNA polymerase II-specific; protein binding
Source: RefSeq, a predicted model, not a curated record
CCCCCCCCCGCCAGCCUCUCCAAAGCAGGGCGCAUCAGCAGCGGCGGCUGCAACGGCAGCGGGGCGGCUCCCCGUACGGCCGCGGCUCCGCCCCGGAGGCCGGCGGGGGAGUCGGCUGGCUGGCUCGCACGCUGGCUGGCGGGGAACAUGGCUGAAGUCGGCGAGGACGGGCGCGGCGGCGGCGGCGGCGGCGGCGGGGCCGGAGGAGCCUUGGUGGCGCUGCGCUCGGCGCCCUGCAGCCCCGCCGCGCCCCAGCCGCUGCCUCCGCCGCUGCUGCUGCCGCUGGUCCCCGCGGCUCCUUCCUCGUCCGCCACCUCCGGCGGGGCGCCGCUGGCCCGGCUGCAGGGCCGCGACUUCGAGUUCCUGAUGCGCCAGGCGGCGGUGAGCAUCGGGCGCAACUCCUCGCAGGGCGCGGUGGACGUGCACAUGGGCCACUCCAGCUUCAUCUCCCGCCGGCACCUGGAGCUGGCCUUCUGCGCCCCGCACUUCUUCCUCCGCUGCCUCGGCAAGAACGGCGUCUUCGUUGACGGGGCCUUCCAGCGGCGGGGAGGGACGCCCCUCCAGCUGCCCCCGCAGUGUGUUAUCCGGUUUCCCAGCACGGUCAUCAAAAUCCAAUUUACGUCCCUCUACCAUCGAGAGGAGGCAAGAGAGGACGCGGCAUCUCCUCCGCUACGGCCUCUCUACCCACAGAUCUCACCGCUUAAGAUCCACAUUCCGGAGCCGGAUCUGCAGAACCUGGUCAGCCCCCUGCCUUCUCCCACUGGCACCAUCAGUGUCCCUAAUUCCUGCCCAGCUAGUCCUCGAGGUGCUGGUUCCUCAGGUUAUCGCUUUACCCACAACGUUACCUCUGACCUCCAACUGGCUGCCGAAUACGCAGCGAAAGCUACUUUGGAACAGCAGACGGAGGCCUCCGGCGGAGACAGCCCAAAGGAUGAGUCGAAGCCACCAUAUUCCUACGCCCAGCUCAUUGUUCAAGCUAUCUCGUCAGCUCAGGACAAGCAACUAACACUAAGUGGCAUCUAUGCUCACAUUACGAAGCAUUAUCCGUAUUACAGGACAGCUGAUAAAGGUUGGCAGAAUUCCAUCCGGCACAACCUGUCCUUGAACCGAUACUUUAUUAAAGUCCCCCGUUCUCAGGAAGAGCCGGGAAAGGGCUCUUUUUGGCGGAUAGACCCUCCUUCGGAAGGCAAGCUAGUGGAGCAGGCGUUCCGAAAACGGAGGCAAAGAGGGGUGUCCUGCUUCCGUACGCCGUUUGGACCUCUUUCUUCCCGGAGCGCCCCUGCUUCCCCUACUCACCCCGGCCUGCAGACUCCCGAGUGUGUGUCGAGAGAAGGCUCCCCGAUUCCUCACGACCACGACUUUGGUUCUAAGCUUGCUUCUGUCCCCGAGUAUCGAUAUUCACAAAGUGCUCCUGGAUCCCCCGUAAGUGCCCAGCCGGUGAUCAUGGCUGUCCCUCCCAGGCCUUCUGCGCUGGUGGCCAAACCAGUCGCCUACCUGCCCGCCUCCAUCAUGACCUCUCAACAGCCUUCAGGCCACGCAGUCCACGUGGUCCAGCAAGCCCCCACUGUUACAAUGGUCCGAGUUGUGACGACUUCGGCCAGCUCAGCCAAUGGCUACAUCUUGACCAACCAGGGGCCAGCUGGGAGCACCCACGACGCAACAGGGGCUGUCCUGGACUUGGCUGGUGAGCCUCGGGGUAGUAUCAUGUCCCCAGAAUGGCAAAGAUCUAGUCUCGCCUUAGCCACGAAAGCCAACUGGGUGGCUUUGGGCCAAUCACCAGGUGACGGGUUGGACGAGAAGCCCACCAUCGCCUUUGCUGCCAUACCAACCGCCAGUCGUGUCAUCCAGACGGUGGCCAGUCAAAUGGGUCAGGGCAUCCCCGGACAGACAGUCACCAUCCUGCAGCCGGCCACCCCCAUGGCCCUCGGACAGCACCAGUUACCUGUCCGCACGGUGACCCAAAACGGAAAGCAUGCCAUUCCCACGAACAGCUUAAGCAGUGGGACCUACGCUCUCUCCAACCCCUUGCAAGUACUUGCAGCUCAAGCCAGUUCCUCCACCCCCGUGGUCAUCAGCCAGACAAGAGAAGGCGUGGUGAAAGAUCCCGAAGAGGUUUUGAGAGAACCCGAUAUCAAACGACCCCGAAUCGAAGACUCGAGAGUGGUCACGGCCUUGCAAACUGGCGUCAUCACCUCCACAGCCCCCUCGGGACAAUCCGCUGGAGAAUGAUGCCGGCGGGAAGAUUGGAAAAUCACCCGACGCACCGUGGGAGAAAAAAAUAUCUCUUCUUUAUUUUUUAUUUUUCCCUCCUAGCAGAAAUCUUUUCUUUCUGCAGCUAUUAACACCUGGAUCAUUUCAGUGGGGGGUUUUUUUUGUUGUUCUUUUUUUUUAAAAAAAAAAUCUCCUUUUGAACAUUUGGAAAGACGGGCCAGCGUUUGUCAAGAUUGUCGAGGUGCCAAAUGAAUUGGGCAAAAAAAAAAAAAAAGAUUUUUUUCCCCCCAUCUUUCUGGACCCGAAGGAAUGAAUUUCCUCCUGUUUUUUCACUUCAGAGAUUUUCCUUUUUUUUUUUCUUUCUUUCUUUUGAGAUUUUUAAAAAAACAACAACAGAGAGACGCAGACCGUUUUGAUUGUUUGGGAUAAUUUCUCUAUCCCCUCCUCGCCUUCCUUCAUUUUCAUCCCUUCCUUGUGUUUUUUUUUUUUCCCCCUUUUACGCAUGGUAGUUUUAUGUGCGAGCGUACUAAAAAAAAAAAAUGCAGGAGAGAGGGCACGAACUUCAGGUGGGAACAUCUGACCUCAAAAAACAGGUUAUUGUUAUUAUUAUUAUUAUUAUUUUCCCACUCUCCGAGGAAGAGAAGUGCAUCAAUUUUGUUUCUCGGAACUCCCAACUUUACAAAAAAAUGAUUUGCAAAAAAAAGAAAAAAAAGAAAGAAAAAUUACUCGCAAAGCAAUAUCACACUUCGGUAACUGCCACCUAAAACGGCAGAUACGUGUUUAUAUUUCCUUUGUAUGGCCUACAUGCAGUCCGAUUCACCUUCUGACAAGGGGGAGUCAUAUCCCUCUCCAAAACCACGAUUCCAGAGCACAGUAAAAUUAGCUUAUCCCAGUUAGAUGGCUUCGAAAUGCAUCCGAAGCCUCUACUUCCCAGAAUUCUUAGCCUACUGGACAGAUUUGGAGGGGGGGGAUUCUGGGAAAUCAUAGUCACAGCCUACCUCGUUGGAAUGGCUGACCUAUACAGCACUUGGCCCCACACAGGUGCCUUUUUUGGAGAAAGAGAGAAAAGCUUAUUUCAAUCCUUGUCUGUUGAAUGAAAAACAGCCAAUUGUGGUAAGAAGGUCCGAAGUUUGUGGAUCUUUUUAAGAACGGCCACCACACCUGCAGGCUUUUAAAGCAACCACAUUGAUUUCAUUCCUGCUGAAUUUUUGACAAGAGAAGGAAUAGAAUUUUUAAAACAUUUUUAACCUUUAAAAGACACUUCCCCGGAGCGCUCCUGUUGUGUUACGGUCCGAGCGUUGGACUUUCGUCUAACCCGAGACCAGGUUGAAAAAGCAUGAAACUCCCCUGGAUAAACCUUGGACCAGCCGUUGUUUUGUUUCAGCCUAACCUACCUCGCAGGGUUGUUGUGAGGACAAAGGGGUGAGGGGAGUUAUGUAUGCCACCUUGAGCUUGGAGGAAAGGCGGAAUAAAAAAUAAAUACCCAUAAUAAAUCAA